Molecule: messenger RNA, 579 nt
Organism: Haliotis rufescens (red abalone)
Lineage: Eukaryota; Metazoa; Mollusca; Gastropoda; Lepetellida; Haliotidae
Exons: 1
Coding region: 1-579 (192 amino acids)
Source: RefSeq, a predicted model, not a curated record
AUGGCACAAGCUACCUCCAAAACUACACGCUUGAUGACACAAGCUACCUCCAAAACUACACGCUUGGUGGCACAAGCUACCUCCAAGACUACACGUUUGAUGGCACAAGCUACCUCCAAGACUACACGUUUGAUGGCACAAGCUCCCUCCAAAACUACACGCUUGGUGGCACAAGCUACCUCCAAAACUACACGUUUGAUGGCACAAGCUACCUCCAAGACUGAUGGCACAAGCUACCUCCAAAACUACACGCUUGAUGACACAAGCUACCUCCAAAACUACACGCUUGGUGGCACAAGCUACCUCCAAGACUACACGCUUGGUGGCACAAGCUACCUCCAAGACUACACGUUUGAUGGCACAAGCUACCUCCAAAACUACACGCUUGAUGGCACAAGCUACCUCCAAGACUACACGUUUGAUGGCACAAGCUACCUCCAAGACUACACGUUUGAUGGCACAAGCUACCUCCAAGACUACACGUUUGAUGACACAAGCUCCCUCCAAAACUACACGUUUGAUGGCACAAGCUACCUCCAAGACUACACAUUUCAUGACACAAGCUACCUCCAAGACUGA